AUGAACGGGGACGCCCAAUCAGGCCACGGGCCUGCAUCUGGUCCCAGCAGUACCAGCCAGAGAAAAAGCAUCCACUGGGCACCACUCAACGUCGGCCUAGAACGACGACUCCAGACCUUCUUCGUGCUCUGCCACACUCUGACAAUCGCAAUCUUCCUAACGAUCUUCUUCUUCACCUGCACAAUUCCACUCUUCUGGCCGCUCCUGCUCCCCUACCUCGUCUACAUAACCCUCUUUUCCACUGCCGCAACCUCCGGGCAGCUGAAAGGCCGCAGCCCAUUCCUCAAGUCCCUCCCCAUAUGGAAGCUCUACGCCUCAUACUUCCCCGCCCGGCUGCAUCGGGAGCAGUCUCUCCCCCCAACAAGAAAAUACAUCUUCGGCUACCACCCACACGGCAUCAUCUCGCACGGCGCCUUCGCUGCCUUCGGCACCGAAGCGCUCGGCUUCUCGAAGCUCUUCCCGGGCAUCACAAACACUCUGCUCACGCUGGAUGCGAACUUCCGCAUUCCGUUCUACCGCGAGUACGCGCUUGCGAUGGGGCUAGCCAGCGUGUCGCGGGAGUCGUGCGAGAACAUCCUCACGAAAGGCGGUGCGGAUAACGAGGGGAUGGGCCGGGCGAUUACGAUCGUUGUGGGCGGGGCUCGCGAGUCGCUGAAUGCGCAGCCGUAUCACAUUUCGCUGGUGCUGAAGCGGCGGAAGGGAUUCGUGAAGUUGGCGAUUCACACGGGGGCGGACCUGGUGCCGGUGCUGGGGUUUGGGGAGAAUGAUAUCUAUGACCAGGUGGACUCGGAUCAGCAUCCGUUGAUUCAUAAGUUGCAGAUGCUGGUGAAGCGUACGAUGGGGUUUACGAUUCCGCUGUUCCAUGCGCGCGGGGUGUUCAAUUAUGAUGUUGGGCUGAUGCCGUAUCGGCGGCCGCUGAAUAUUGUGGUUGGCAGGCCGAUUUCGGUGAUGCAGCAGCAAGAUCGGAACAAGGUCGAUGAUGCUUAUAUUGAUCAGCUGCAUGAGCAGUACGUGACGGAGUUGCAGCGCUUGUGGGAUGAGUACAAGGAUGUCUAUGCGAAGGAUAGGGAAGGCGAGCUCGAGAUUACGGCGUAG
Molecule: messenger RNA, 1095 nt
Organism: Penicillium chermesinum
Lineage: Eukaryota; Fungi; Ascomycota; Eurotiomycetes; Eurotiales; Aspergillaceae
Exons: 2
Coding region: 1-1095 (364 amino acids)
Biological process (GO): triglyceride biosynthetic process
Cellular component (GO): endoplasmic reticulum membrane
Molecular function (GO): diacylglycerol O-acyltransferase activity
Source: RefSeq, a predicted model, not a curated record